This is a messenger RNA of Budorcas taxicolor (takin), 1331 nucleotides long. It is a transcript of the gene CIB1, whose product is annotated as calcium and integrin binding 1. Gene Ontology annotation, molecular function: calcium ion binding. The transcript has 6 exons. The coding region runs from base 125 to 781 and encodes 218 amino acids. The record is from RefSeq and is a predicted model, not a curated record. NCBI's taxonomy places the organism in Eukaryota, Metazoa, Chordata, Mammalia, Artiodactyla, Bovidae.
CAGGGGGCGGUGGCCCCAGGAGCGGUUGCCGCGGGCACCGGGUGGUGACGCGGCCCGAGGGCGGAAGUGAGAAAGUUGCCAGCGUCCCGAGACAAGUUGGCGGAGCUGUGUGAGAGCGGCCGCGAUGGGAGGUUCGGGCAGUCGCCUGUCCAAGGAGCUGCUGGCCGAGUACCAGGACUUGACGUUCCUGACCAAACAGGAGAUCCUUCUAGCCCACAGACGGUUCUGUGAGCUGCUUCCCCAGGAGCACCGGAGUGUGGAGGAGUCACUGCAGGCUCGAGUGUCCUUGGAGCAGAUUCUCAGCCUUCCAGAGCUCAAGGCCAACCCCUUCAAGGAGCGAAUCUGCAAGGUCUUCUCCACUUCCCCGAGCAGAGACACCCUGAGCUUCGAGGACUUCUUGGACCUCCUCAGUGUGUUCAGUGACACAGCCACUCCAGACAUCAAGUCCCACUAUGCCUUCCGCAUCUUCGACUUUGAUGAUGAUGGAACCUUGAACAGAGAAGACCUGAGCCAGCUCGUGAACUGCCUCACGGGAGAGAGCGAAGACACACGGCUCAGUGCUUCAGAGAUGAAGCAGCUCAUUGACAACGUGAGCAGUAGGGGCGGGUGGGCUGGGCCGGGGAGCAGGUGGGAAGGCUUGGGGUUUGGCCUUGAAGCUUCCCCUUUCCAGAUCCUAGAGGAGUCCGACAUUGAUAGGGAUGGGACCAUCAACCUCUCCGAGUUUCAGCAUGUCAUUUCCCGCUCACCAGAUUUUGCCAGUUCCUUUAAGAUUGUCCUGUGACGGGAGCCACGGCAUGUGUAGCAGCACCCUGUUGAAGAAUGUCCACUGCUGAGCUGUGGUCACGGUCACCCCCCGUGUUGUCAGCGCCAGCCGAGCUGGCCCAGCCUGGAGCUGGCACUGCACAGUCUUGCCUGGGGCUGUGGAGGGCCCUCCGUGUCAGGGCCUUUCCCCUUCUCACUGUCGUUGCUCUAUUUGUGUUUCUACUAAUCAGUAAUAAAGGUUUAGAAGUUUUGAGCCUUUGUGCAACACUAGAAUUACUGGUGUGAAGGAGUGGACUUAUAUAUAUAUAUAUGUGAGCCCUCAGUCACCCUGGGGAUAAGUAGGACUUAAAGGGGAUGGCUGAUGUCUCAUAUGGUGAAGAAUCUGCCUGUAAUGCAGGAGACCCAGGUUCAAUCCUUGGGUCAGGAAGAUCCCCUGGAGUAGGAAAUGGCAACCCACUCUAGUAUUCUUGCCUGGAGAAUCCCACAGCCAGAGCCUGGUAGAUUACAGCCCAUGGGAUCGCAAAGAUUUGGACACAACUGAGCGACUAAGCAUGCACGCAAAGGAGACA